AAAUCAUUCUUCACUCUGUAUCAGCAAUCAGCCGCUUGGCCAGGCGACAUUGAGAUACGGUUUUUCGCGCAAUUUAAGCUGAGAAAAAUAAACGCGAAAUGCUGAUCGCUAUGCCACUGGCAGCAUUGUGUAUAUCCCAAUAUGCUGUUACUUUAUAGCGUGCAAUACGGCGCAGAGUGUGCAGUGAAUAUCAACUAGAUCCGAUCCGAUUUGAUGCUAAGCUAUGGUCUGUUGAGGCUAGUGGAGUUUGUUCCUUCUACAGGUGCAAAGUUAUGUAGUCAUUUGGACGGUAUCACGACUCCGUCAGUCUUUAUCGAACUUCUGAACGGAUAACGCUCCUGCUCUAGGGAGUCUGGAUCGCCCCCUGAAAACGAUCGUCAUCAUACCAAAGUCAGUAUCGCGAGUGUGUGGAAAAGGGUUAGCAUAAUGAUCCCAUAGUAACAGUGCCUUAUUUUAAACGGAAAAUUCAGUAUUCAGAAGAAUCAGCUGAAUCAAUCUAAAAAGUGCAGAAAACGUCAGUGAAGUGAUCUCUAAAAUGCGAAAAUUACGACAUUUGUGAUAAUUAAUAGGGCAACGUGAAAUACCCUUCGAGGAAUAAUAUUCCCAAUCAACAAGUGAGAGCUAAACGAAAAGUUAAUAGAUGGAAAUAAUCAUGUACAUCAAUAUUGUGAUAAGUUUAUUGGGGUUGACGGUGGCAGCCUCAUCGGUGAUAGCCAACGAAAAGCAACAGUGUAACCGAUUAGUGGACCAAAGUUCUUUGGAAUAUCCUGGGCUGGAAAGCAAACAGCAGAAACAACAGAGCAAUAGUGAUUCGAGCAUCAAUGUGACUGAUGAGGCAAAGUGGAAUUCAAUGAUACUGGGUAGCAACAAAACGCUACCGAGGGGGAAUUUAAGUGAUGUUGAUGAAUUUAUGCUGCAUGGGAUGCCGAGUAAAUUUCCUAAAAGUGAUCCCGAGAUCAUAUUUAUGGAAGACGAGGAUAAAUUGAAAAUCGGUGCAGACGAAGCAGAUUUCGUUGCUGCGUUUGGGAAAAAGUAUUUCUCCAUUUCCGCACCUUUUAAUCCGGCCUACAGCACGAAGGUGUCACCAGAAUGCAAACGAGCAGCCAAACGAUACCUCACCUCGCUUCGGGCUAUGGACAUGUGGGCCCUCAGGAUGCACGACUCCAGCGCCAAGCUCAGUUCCGGCAUUCUGAACGGAAACGUUAACCAGUUCGGCGAUUACGAUCAGUGUCUGAAAAUUCGCGGCGGAGAGAAAAACAACGCCGCCGAUCAGCAGAAUCUACAGGGACAGUACUGUCUCGCCGCCAUUCAACCGAGUGUCGUCUCCAAUGCUGUUUUCCUGCAGCACGUGCUCAGCUUGGCACAGUCGCGUGGAAUUCUUACCAGUCAGCUCAGCGAUCCAGGGCAUCGAGUACCACGCUUCUCCACUGUCAAUUGGGCUCUGUGCAUUCCAUCAGCUUGUUCGGCCGACGAUGUCCGUAAAUCUCUGGAAGAGUUCCUACACGAUCAAACUCAGGGCACCGGUCUCCGAAUGGAGGUUGACGUCGAACCAGAAUCAUGCCAGCUGAAGAAUACCAUCUGGGAUCGCUACUACACGAACACCACGGCCUUAGUGUGGAUCGGGUUCAUCGCUUAUAUUGCAAUGGUGUGCCUGUCGACAUACUACGAGUAUAAAUCCGAGAACAAAAAUGAGUGGCUUACGUCGUUUUCGUUGAUCCGUAACACCAAGACCAUUUUCUGUGUCAAAGAGGACCCUAAUGACGUUGCGUGCAUUCAUGGUCUACGAUUUUUGAAUGCAUUCCUUCUCAUCGUGGCACACAAAUCAAUGGCCCUAUUCUAUAAUCCCUAUAUUAAUCGAACAAGGAUGAGCGAGGGCCUAGGUCAACCAUGGACAGUUAUUGGACGUGCUGCAUCGCUUUUCACGGAUCCUUUCAUCAUGUUCAGCGGCUUUUUGACGACAUACUCAUUGAUCGGUCGACUCAUGCGUGGCCAACGUGUGAAACUGUACCAAGAAUACAUCGGACGAAUCCUUCGAAUAGCUCCUCCACUGGCAGCGUUGAUCUUGUUCUGUACGUUUGUAUUGCCGUACAUUAGCUCCGGUCCUCAGUGGAACUUGGUUGUCACAAACCAUGGCGAUCUGUGUAAAAAGUAUUGGUGGCGCAAUUUGAUGUUCAUUCACAAUUACUUUGGAUUCAAAAACAUGUGUCUAACGCAUACGCACCACAUUGGCAUCGACACGGAACUGUUUGCAGUGUCACCAUUGUUCAUUUGGUUGAUUUGGAAGUGGCCCAAAAAAGGCACGAUCACGUUGGUCAUCAUUGCUCUGGUGACGACACUACACCGGUUCUACAUCACCUAUAAGCUGCGGUUGGCGAACUACGUGCAUUUUGGCACAUCCGUUAAACAGCUAUUCGACACUGCCGACAACAUGUACAUUCUGCCGUACUAUCGGCUGACAGUAUACCUGAUGGGUGUGAUACUUGGCUAUUCAUGCCGGGCUUUCAAGCACAUUCGCCUAACGCCGAAUCAACUGCGACUGGGAUGGUACGUCAGCAGUUUUCUUCUGGCGUUGGCAUUCUUUGGUCCCGCACCGAUGGGAUCAAUCCACUACAAGUACAACUCAUUCCACGCGGCGAACUACGCCGCUUUCUCGCCGAUCGCAUGGUGCAUAUUCUUCUCGUGGGUAGUGUUCACUUCCCAUCUGGGAUAUAAAAAUACCCUGAUAAACCUACUUUCAUGGAGGGGAUUCCGGGUGACAACGAAGAUGUCCUACGCCGUCUAUCUGACGCAGUUUCCUAUCUUCUUCUAUCAAGUGGGAAGAGUGAGAAGUUCGCUUUAUUAUGACUUCGUCAUCACAGUUUUGUUCGACUUCAACGAGUACGGUGUAAUCUUCCUAGCAUCCUACCUGUUGACGGUCCUAUUCGAGACACCCUACAGCAACAUCAAACGGCUGCUGUUCGACAAACGCCGGGAAAAACAGCCAACGCCAAUGCUUCACGACAAGCAAAAACAGCUGGACAUCUCCGUGAAUAGCAGCAAAUCGAUCAUCUAUUCUGCCGAUCCGAUCGCCAAGGAGUUGAAGGAUAGAUGAAAUUUCGAACACAAAGAAAAAAACAUCAGGGCCUGGCGCAAGUGAAACUAGUGUUAAGCAAUAAAAAGACUUACAGUGAUAUUUA
Messenger RNA from Aedes aegypti (yellow fever mosquito), 3176 nucleotides. It is a transcript of the gene drd, whose product is annotated as O-acyltransferase like protein. Gene Ontology annotation, molecular function: acyltransferase activity, transferring groups other than amino-acyl groups. The record is from RefSeq and is a predicted model, not a curated record. The transcript has 10 exons. Bases 641 to 3091 code for a protein of 816 amino acids. NCBI's taxonomy places the organism in Eukaryota, Metazoa, Arthropoda, Insecta, Diptera, Culicidae.